GCGCUGGCCGCCCGCUGUCACUCGCUCAGGCUGGCCGGGGGAAGGGACCCGCACGCCAGGCUUUGUUGUGGAAAUCCCGGUUACCUGGCUAAUAAACCACACCAUGGAUAACUUAUUGGACUUUGCCUGAAAGGAAUCAUUAGUGUCAUUGGAUAUUUGACCAACCUGGCUACAGGUUUUGUCAGAAUGAAUGGAAGGUCAUGCAGCAUGAAUCUCCACCGGACAUCAGGAACCCCACAGGGGCCUGGGAUGGUCAGUGGCCAACACAUUCCUCCCAUUCGAGCCCACUCGGGGACUCCUGGCCCCUCGUCCUGUGGCAGCACACCAAGCCCUGCCAUUGGAAGCCUUGCUAACAGCCUCCAUCUCAAGAUGCCCUCAGGAGGAGGGAUGGCUCCUCAGAGCAACAUGAAUGAGAGCCCCAUCCAUCUGCCUGCCUUGAGCCCCAGGAGACAAGUGCUCACCAGUGGGAAGCCACGUUUCCAGGUGACCCAGGCUGGAGGCAUGUCAGGGCCACACACUUUAAAGCCAAAGCAACAGGAGUUUGGAAGCCCCUUUCCUCCAAAAUCUGGGAAAGGGGCUCUUGGCUUUGGGCCUCAGUGCAAGUCCAUUGGAAAAGGCAGCUGCAACAAUCUAGUGGUCACCAGCAGUCCCAUGAUGGUUCAGCGACUGGGACCCAUUUCACCACCAGCAAGCCAGGUCUCUACAGCAUGCAACCAGAUCAGUCCUAGCUUACAGAGGGCAAUGAAUGCAGCCAACCUGAAUAUACCUCCUUCAGAUACCAGGUCCCUUAUUUCGCGUGAGUCUUUGGCAUCCUCAACUUUGAGUCUGACAGAAAGUCAGUCAGCCUUGAGCGUGAAACAAGAGUGGUCUCACGGCUACAGGGCUCUCCCUUCGCUCUCCUCCAACCACAGCUCUCAGAAUGGCAUUGAUCUAGGGGACCUCCUCAGCCUUCCUUCUGGGACAGCCAUGCCCAGCAACAGUGUCUCUAACUCAUUGCCGUCCUACCUGUUCGGGAUGGAAAAUAGCCACUCUCCUUACCCUAGUCCCCGGCACUCUUCGGCCAGGUCCCACUCGGCCCGCUCUAAGAAGAGAGCACUGUCCUUGUCCCCAUUGUCCGAUGGCAUUGGGAUAGACUUCAAUACCAUCAUCCGCACCUCGCCCACGUCCUUGGUCGCCUACAUCAACGGGUCGAGGUCCUCCCCGGCCAACAUGUCCCCACAGCCAGAGGUCUAUGGGCAUUUCCUGGGGGUGCGCGGCAGUUGUAUUCCCCAGCCAUGCUCGGUGCCAAGCAGCCAGAAGGGCGUGCGGGUGGCCAGUGGCGGCCUGGCUCUUCCAGCCUACGACGAGGACAGCGUGCCGGAGUAUGAGCGCAUGCAGCAGCUGGAGCACGGCGGCCUGCAGCCCGGCCUGGUCAACAACAUGGUGGUGCAGCAUGGCCUGCUGGACUCUGACGGCCAGCCGGUGGGCCUGCUAAAGACGGAGCGCCUGGAUGACUUCCCGGGCGGCGCCCUGGACUUGCCCCCGGCACCCCCUCUGCCUCCUCUGCCACCUCCGCCCCAAGGCCCCCCGCCCCCCUACCACGCCCACCCGCACCUGCAUCACCCAGAGCUCGUCCACCACACCCAACCGCUGGCCCUGCCUCAGGCCGCCCUGGAGGAGGAUGGGGAGAUGGAAGACGUUGGGGGCAAGCACUGCUGUCGCUGGAUCGACUGCAGCGCCUUGUAUGACCAGCAGGAGGAACUUGUGCGGCACAUCGAGAAGGUUCACAUAGAUCAGCGCAAAGGGGAAGACUUCACUUGUUUCUGGGCCGGUUGUCCUCGAAGGUACAAGCCAUUCAAUGCCCGCUAUAAACUGCUGAUUCACAUGAGAGUCCACUCGGGGGAGAAGCCCAACAAGUGUUCGUUUGAAGGUUGCAAGAAGGCCUUCUCAAGGCUCGAAAAUCUCAAGAUUCAUUUGCGGAGCCACACAGGCGAGAAGCCUUAUUUGUGCCAGCAUCCGGGCUGUCAGAAGGCGUUCAGUAACUCCAGUGACCGCGCCAAGCACCAGAGGACACAUCUGGACACUAAACCUUACGCUUGUCAAAUUCCAGGAUGCACCAAACGCUACACAGACCCAAGUUCCUUAAGAAAGCAUGUGAAGGCACAUUCUUCCAAAGAUCAGCAAGCAAGGAAAAAGCUGCGGUCCAGUGCAGAGCUCCAUCCUGACCUGCUCACAGAUUGCCUCACCGUGCAGCCCCUGCAGCCCGCCACUUCCCCACGAGAUGCUGCUGAUAGGGCGGUGGGAUGCUCCCCAGGGCCUGGGCCUGACCUCUAUACAGCUUCAGUUUUCUCCAGCAAUCAUUCAAGCCGAAGCGGGACAGCUGCUGGGGCCAUGCCAACCCCACAUCCUGUCAGUCACCCUUCUCCGGGACAUAAUGUACAGGGGAGCUCCCGCAACCCCUCCUCCCAGUUACCUGCACCCACAGCUGCGGACGCGGGAGCUGAGAGGUUUGCACCUUCUGCUCCAUCUCCUCACCACAUCAGCCCCCGGAGAGUUCCAGCUCCUCCUUCAAUAAUGCAGAGAACACAGCCUCCCCAUACCCAGCAGCCCUCAGCAUCACACCUGAAGUCUUAUCAGCCAGAAACAAACUCUUCUUUUCAACCAAAUGGAAUCCAUGUCCAUGGAUUUUAUGGGCAGCUGCAGACAUUCUGCCCCCCACAUUACCCUGACUCUCAGAGAACCAUGCCGCCUAGCAGCUCCUGCAGUGUGGUGCCUUCCUUCGAGGACUGCCUGGUCCCCACGUCUAUGGGCCAGGCUGGCUUUGACGUUUUCCACAGAGCCUUCUCAGCUCACUCGGGCAUUACAGUGUGUGAUCUACCUUCGGGUUCCUCAAGCCUUUUUGGGGAGUCUCUUCGCGGUGGACCUGAAGACACCACGUUCUUGCAGAUCAGCGCUGUGGAUCGCUGUCCUAGCCAGCUCUCCUCUGUCUAUACUGAAGGCUAAAGGCUCCCCUAGCCUCCAAUACCACUGGCGUCCAGAAUCUUUUUGUUCCUUGCCACCUUUUCUUCUUAUACUUUCACAGACGAUAAGAAAAAGGAUGUCAAGCGAAUCAACGGAACCUGCCAAGUCCCAGGUGUGUCUUUGGAGGGCAGGGCUGAAUGGUCAGAGCUGGGCUUUGUAGGUGUGUUUGCAGCUGCUCCUUUUUCUCCCUGGGUUUGCCGGUGACCAGCAGGACUCUUUUCAAAGGGAAUUCAGAGUCUCACUCUACCGGAUACCUGUUACUUCCUGGCUGCCAACCUUCAAAGGACACCAGUGAGAUGAUGUGCACGUGAAAGUGUAAUUUGGGGAUUUGCUGAAACUCCAAACAAGGAAGGGCGACCCAAAUUGCCAGAAGCACAGUGAACUGUCCCACCCAAGAGCCAGGCACAGCAAGGGGAACCCACUUCCAAAGCACAGCAUGGGCUCAGCUCUUGGAGGACCCCAGGUUUCCCAGUGCCGGCCUGGCAUCCAGUGAGCUGGCUGCCUCUCUCCUCUUAGAUAUUCCCACGCUAACCAGUUGCUUUUCAGUGUUUCUCCAAAAGCAAAAUGAGAAGGUUCUGUCAAGCACAGGCCCUUGAGAAGCACUACAACUUGUUUUAUAUUCAUGCAACCUAUCUUAGUUCUUUGAUUUUAAAGACUUGUUAUUUACUUCUACUUUUUAAAGGAAAAAAAAUAUUUAGAGGUCUGUUCUUUGGAUGGAAAUAAUUAUUUUAAUGCCCCCAGCUACGUACACCUUGCCUCCGCUGCGGCUCUGCUUGCCCGCACCCUGCAGCACCUGUGAGCGCCCGGAAUGUUAGUGUUGCAUUAGCAAAGGCUACCUGAGGGACAUGGGGUAGGCCACCCUCUUCCCAGUGCUGCCACAGAGACCCUCGUGAGUUGACUCUUCAGCGGCUCCACCUCGAAGACAUUUUUCAAAGGAAAAGGUCACUUGACUGGCUCACCCAUGGCCUCCGCUCUGGUGCUCUGCCCAGGGACCUGCUAGAAGCUGUGAGAGCAGGGACACACGGAGGUGUGCUCCUGGGUUCUCAGAAAACCAAACUAGAGAUGCCUGAUGUCUGGCUACUUUGCACAGCCUCUGCUCCCUCUGUUAGGAUCUCCCCUCACCUGUCUGUCUGUUGCUCCCUUGCCUUCCUUCUCUCCCUCUUUUUGCAUCGCUCUCACCAUCUUCUUGACUGUGGUUCAGACAUGCCCACCACCCGCCAUUGCCUGCUCACCACCUCUGAGCAACGUCUGGCCAAAGGCAGGUAGAGGGGACAGUUCUGGAAAGGUGGCCAGAAGGAGGCAACCUUUCUGUCUGAAACUCUGUUUUGAGGGCCUGGAAUUUACCCAGAGCUCUUGGCCAUUUGAUCUCAAACCUGAAUAGAAUGCCAUUUUCUGUGACGCCUUUACCAAGUUAUUAAAAAGAUCCAGAGUCCUAUGACAUAGGCUAUAAAAAUUGCCAAAACCCCAAAACACCUGGUAGAUUCUGACAUUCCAGAAGUAUCGCCUCUCACGAUUUCUUUUCUCUCUCUUUAAAAAUGUUCUCUGAGGGAAAAUGAAACAAUGCUAUUUGUCAAACUGGGAUAAUUAUAAUCUUCAACAAGACAAUUAAACAGCUUGGUGUCAGACUUGGGAUCCGGUAACAGUUUUUAUCCUGACAGACAUGUCCUUCCAGUCUGGCUGCACGGUCGGUAGUGUUCUGCCUGAUUCCGGACUUCAUUCUGACACGAAGUAGAAUCAGCCGAAUAAAGAACAAAGUGCAGGGUCCAUUUUGACAGUGCACUCAGCCAGUCUAGUUUCUCUGGCCAGUGGGCUCUGAUCUGAGGAGAGCCAUCAUGCAGGCAUCCAUGUCUGCGAAAGAGACAAGUCAUUCACUUUACAAAAAUCUGCUCUGCUUUACAAAAGAAUUCACGUCAGGCUUUCUUUCCACAUGAGUUCUCAGACGGCACACAAAGUCCCACCCCUCUGGCAGGCUUUGUGGGUUGUGUCACUUGGCCUAACCA
Messenger RNA from Mesoplodon densirostris (Blainville's beaked whale), 5000 nucleotides. RefSeq names its product GLIS family zinc finger 3 (gene GLIS3). Gene Ontology annotation, molecular function: RNA polymerase II cis-regulatory region sequence-specific DNA binding; DNA-binding transcription factor activity, RNA polymerase II-specific. Gene Ontology annotation, biological process: regulation of transcription by RNA polymerase II. Bases 187 to 2982 code for a protein of 931 amino acids. The transcript is spliced from 11 exons. The record is from RefSeq and is a predicted model, not a curated record. Gene Ontology annotation, cellular component: nucleus. Lineage: Eukaryota; Metazoa; Chordata; Mammalia; Artiodactyla; Ziphiidae.